Messenger RNA from Brassicogethes aeneus, 3303 nucleotides. Lineage: Eukaryota; Metazoa; Arthropoda; Insecta; Coleoptera; Nitidulidae. The record is from the annotation of a GenBank genome assembly.
AUGAAAAACACCGUCGCGACGCUUUUCCUCGGAGAGAACGACAUCACGGAAAUACCGAACGAGACGUCCGAUCACAUCUCCAAAAAUCUGCACGGUCUCAGGCAGUUCAAGUCUCUCAUUUGGCUCAACUUGGACGGAAACAGAAUAUAUAAAAUCCAUAAGCACUCUUUACCGCUUACUCUACAGACCGCCAGUAUUUCGCAUAAUUUGAUCGAGAAUUUUCCGCUAGACAUCAUCGCAACGUUGCCUCAUCUGCAAUGGCUCUAUUUGCGCGGGAACCACAUAAAAACGAUACCUGAGCACACGUUUAAUAGGAAAUUAUGGCUCGAGAAGAUCGAUCUGGGCGAAAACUACCUAAAAACUUUGCCGCGAAAUCCGUUUAACAACUCUGUUUACAUACGCGACCUGAAUUUGGCUCUGAACGAUUUCAGAACUCUUACGGCGAACAGUUUUUCCGGGUUACAGUGCGGCCGAAUCAUACUUUCCUACAACUUGUUAGAAACCCUCGACAUAGACACGUUUUAUGAAAUCGACGAGUCCUUGGAAUAUCUUGACUUCGAUCAUAAUAAUUUUCAACAAAUACCGCAAGCCGUCAGCCAAUUAAAAUCUCUGAAAUACCUCUACUUAUCGUCGAACUUGCUAAGUGAAAUACCUGACAGAGCGUUUGAAAAUUUUUGUUUCAGCUUAAAAGCUCUUAGUCUUAGCGGAAAUCAUUUAACUAAAGUUCCCACAAAAGCGUUGCAAAAUUGCUCGAAAAUUGCACAUUUUAAUAUAGCUUUCAACGAAAUCUACGAGAUUGGCGAGAACGACUUUAGCAACUGGGGAUAUAAUAUAAAAAACCUUGUCUUGGGUAACAACCGCAUUACAACGCUGAAAAGCCAGAUAUUCGCCGAUUUGCGAGAGCUAAAAGAACUUAGCUUGAGUUUUAACCCUUUGAGAGUCAUUGAUAGUGACGCAUUCACUGGAUUAGAGGGUUUGGAGAGCUUAGAAAUGUCAUUCGGACUCGACCGUGAAGAUUUGCCCCACGACAUUCUCAAGCCAUUAACAAACCUAAAAUGGCUCUCAAUCGACCACAACAACUUCCAUACCUUAUCCGAAGUAUCCUUCGACGCCCUUUCCGAACUUAAGUAUCUCAAUUUAGAAUUCAAUAAAUUAAAAACCAUACCGACUAACCUUUUUAAACCGAUUCGCCACUCCAAAUUAAAUGAUGUCCGCUUUUCCAGCAACGAGUUAACCGGCAUUCAAUCCGACACAUUUCGCUCUUUAGUCAGCUUAGAAACAAUCCUACUCGCAGGAAAUAAAAUUAAACACAUUCAAACAGACGCAUUUAGUGAUCUGCAGAGUCUUAGCAAAUUAAUUAUCUCAAACAACCUCUUGAGUCGAAUUAGCCCGGGAGCCUUUUCUAAUUUGCCUGCGUUAUCUAAACUCGAUUUACAGAAUAAUGUACUGUCUGAAAUUUCUUUUAUUUAUUUUGCUAAUAUUUCCAAUCCUCUAAAAUUAAAUUUAAGUCGAAAUCAGAUUUCAUCUUGCAGUUCCGAUAUGAAAAUUUUAAACAUUGAAGUAUUAGACUUGCGGUACAACAAUUUGCCUCGCGUGCCCAACUGCUUAGAACACACUGCUUUACUCAAGAAACUCUAUUUAGACUUUAAUAUUAUUUCAGCUCUCGAGCAUAAUGGUUUUAUGCAUCUAACGUCAUUAGAAUAUUUAUCUUUGCAACAAAAUAAUAUUAUGAUUGUAAGCAGAAAGGCUUUCUUUGGUUUACAAAAUCUACAAUACCUGGAUUUAUCAAAAAACAUUUUAAACCAGCUGCAUACAAAUCAGUUUACAAACAUGCCAAAACUACGUAUAUUAGAUUUAAGCGGUAACAGACUCACAUACCUUCCCAAAGACAUAUUCAGUAACACUUUGCUGGAAAUGUUGGACAUCAGUUACAAUGCAUUUUCCGUUGUUCCUAGCCUAAGUCUAUCCGACGUCGGAUUAACAUUAAGACAUCUCUCAAUGGCCACCAAUAACAUCGAACACAUCGAUAUAACCACGUUCCCAGAUAUGCCGUUUUUGCAGCAUUUAAAUCUAAACAGCAAUAAAUUAACCAUCCUGCCGGACAACGUUUUUACCAGUCUGGGAUUGCUGCAGACGCUCGACCUGGGAUCCAAUCCUUUACGUGCGAAUUUCAAAGAGCUGUUUCACUACGCGCAGAGUUUGAAACAUUUAAACUUGGCCGAUUCCGGAAUUACUUCCACUCCUCAUUUACCGCUGCCAAACUUAGUCCACCUCAACCUAUCCCACAAUCACAUCGAAUCGAUUAAUAAGAACUCCGUUCAAGAACUAUCCAGACUGAAGACGCUGGACCUAAGCCAUAACGACAUGUUCCAAGUCCCCUCGCAUCUGUGGAUUCAUCUGCCCAACCUAAAAACUCUCGAUAUCUCAUAUAAUCCAAUCAAAGAGAUUAUCUCUGAUAGCUUUUACGGCUUGCAAAAUUUACAAGUCUUAAAUAUACAGGGUCUAAGAUAUUUAAACAGGUUUGAAAGUAAAGCAAUAACGCAACUAAGAGUAUUAUCUACCAUCCAAAUGCAAACAUGGCCAAAGAUUGAUCAUUUCUCCGACCAAUUUUGUAACUUACUAUCGAAUACCGACCAGCUAAGAAUACUUAAGAUACACUUUAUGGAAAACAAAUUAGAUGAGCAAUUGUUAUGUGUAACUAAUAGGAAAAUUCGUCAUUUAGAAAUAACAGGAAGAAACUUAAAGUCAAUAGACAAGGAUGCGUUUGCAAGAUUCACUAGAAAUCCUGAUUUGGUACUAAAAAUAAUCAACACUGACAUCGAGGAAUUGCCAGCAGGCCUAUUCUCAAACAUGUACAAAAUUUCAUAUCUUACAAUAGAUUUAAGGAAUAAUCUACUCACAUUUUUGAGUCCAGAAAUAUUUUAUGGCAAUUCCAGUUCAUGGAAGAAUGUAGGAACUACAUUAAUUUCAGGUGGUCUAACAAUAUCCGACAACCCCUUCCGUUGCGGGUGUCAUCUGGCGUGGCUCGGCCACUGGCUGAGGAGGUGGACGCGCGAGAUUCUUCAGACGCACAACGCGCCCGUCGAGACUGCAAUGCGCAUGCACGAACUGGUCAACGAGGCCACGUGCACGGACAGCACGACCGGCGUCCGGAUUCCGAUCGUGCAACUUCCGCCCGAAGACAUGAGCUGCCACGCCAGUGCACUAAGUAGAGCGCCAAAUCCAAAUAACACUUCUGUGAUGUUAAUUUUAUUAUUGUUGUUGUUUAUUGUUAAUUUUGUACAUUGUUUUACCAUUGUUUAA